AUGCGAGAGCCGACACACUUGUCAAUUAAUUCUAACGAAGAUCAGUACAACAGGAAAGGAUCCCUGACCAUCAAAAGGUUUUACCUUUGCGUCCGAAAUUCGAACCGUUUGAGCCAGAAGACUUGGAGAUACGUGACCAAGGGUGUCCAUCACAAUAUUCAAUUGCUCUCUUUAUGUGAGACUCCACCAUCACCUACCAACCAAAGCCAAACACCGAGACCUCUCUCGUCUACAACACCUCAUUACUCCCCAAGGGCGAACUGGUCUUCAAGCCAAGAAGUCUGUGCUCCUGAUUCAAGGAGUAUCUCUAGCAUACAGCGGAAUCGCAAGACGUGCGAAUUGAAGCGAAAUAAUUGGGCUUGCCAGUCACCCACAUGCACCCACGAGAAGGGCGAGUUUGGGAGAUCUCUACAGUCCAAACAAUCAUCGGGGACGAAGACGCUUGGAGAUACAAAUCAGCUUGCUGUUGCGACCAAUGUUGGCGCUAUUGUAUUGGCAUCGAAGACCAAAGGCUUCACGUCGACUAAAACACAGUGUGUAGAUCAAUUGGCUCAUGAUGCACCGCUGAAGAUCCGACGCUAUACCAAAGAUGGACUCAAUCCUGGUGCGAUGCACGCAGGCAACUCUACAGCAAUAAACAAGAGCCCUGUUUUCUCUUCAAUUGCACGUUCUCACUUCGUUACGAAUAUGUCUAGCAGAUCAAAGUCCACUACAUCUGGUCGCUUAGAUAUUCGCCCAUCACAGAUUUUUGAAUACCCUAAUUUAUCCCUAUCAAGCUUCGCUUCUCAAGCUGGACCUACCUCGCCUUCGCAUUCAGUUCAAAUUUCGGACAAAGAUAAUGAGGCUGAGUCGGAUGAAGGAUGCACUCCCUCGGUGAAGGUCCCCGACACUUCACAAAACUUGAUGCUGCAGGCUGAAACCUUUGCCACACCGCUGGGCUUUCAUAUUCCCUAUGAUACAAUGAGCGCUGCCUUAAGCGCGCCUGAAAAUAGCGAGCAAUCUUACUGGCAACACUCAUUGUAUCGAGGUCCAAAUAGUGAUCAACAAGUGGUCAAAGUCCAUUACUGCAAGACCAAGGAGACAAUGGAAUCUGUCUCUCAACUUUUUGCAGACGAACAAGUAUUAGGCUUCGAUAUUGAAUGGAUGGCCAAUUCCAGCGCCAACCACGGCACUAGGCGCAAUGUAUCUUUGAUCCAGAUCGCAAGCGAAGAACGCGUUGCUCUGUUUCACAUUGCCCGGUUUCCGGAUAAUGACACCGCUGACGCUUUCGUUUCUCCAACUUUCAGAAAUAUCAUGGAAUCGCCAGACAUCUUGAAGGUAGGCGUUGCUAUAUUAGGAGAUAGCACUCGACUGCGAAAUUUCCUUGGGAUUCACUGUCGAGGUUUACAUGAACUCAGCUUUUUAUACAAGAUCAUCAAGUAUCACAGUGGCCAGCUGGAUAAGAUAAAUAGAUACCCUGUAUCUCUCGCACAACAGGUCCAAGAGCAUUUGGGUCUACCUCUGUUGAAAGAUCAGGUCCAAACGUCCGAUUGGAGUAAAAAUCUAGACUCUGAACAGACGAGAUAUGCUGCAAGUGAUCCGUAUGCCUGCCUUCAGCUAUUCCACUGCCUGGAGGCCAAGAGAUUAGCGCUCGAUCCGGUGCCCGAGAGGCCAGCCUUUGCAGAACUCAAGCAAAGACUUUUAGUCAAAAGGCUCCCUUUGAAGAGAGAUGAUGAUGACUCGGAGUCCUCGGACGAUAGUUUUGUGACAUGCAUAGAAGCUUCCUCAGAUGAGGACAUCGACUCAAUGGCGGCAGACUUUCGUCUGGUUGACAUCCGGGAUUCCAAUUUGCCUCUCGAGAAUUUACGAGUGAACGAUGAGCAUCACAAUAAAGCAUCAAGUCCAUCUAAACUUGCGGAAAUGCCUCUGACAAAGGCUGACAGGGCCAGCAAUUGGGCUACAUCGUACCGAGAAAGUCAACCCAUGGGACCUCAAAUUCCCUCAGCGAAUCUGCGUGCAUACUAUCUCUGGCACCAUCAACAACUCGAACUUCCUGAAAUUGCUAGUACCCUUCGAACGCCGCCACUGAAAUACAUCACCGUGCUUGAGUAUGUUUGUGAGGCCGUGUAUAGAGGAUCGUUUCCAGCCGACCCAGAACGAUUUGCUCAUCUGGGUACACAUGGUGUACAGCCGUACAAGAAGUACCAUCUCAAGAUGCUUCAAGCCGCGAGGACGGAGAUGGAAAGGCGCAAGAGAACGGAUCUCAAUACGCCUGAUGAGGAGCUCAAUGCCCGUUGGUGGAAGAGUGCGGACGAAUAG
Messenger RNA from Bacidia gigantensis, 2298 nucleotides. RefSeq lists its product as uncharacterized. Gene Ontology annotation, molecular function: 3'-5' exonuclease activity; nucleic acid binding. The transcript has 3 exons. Gene Ontology annotation, cellular component: nucleus; cytoplasm. The record is from RefSeq and is a predicted model, not a curated record. NCBI's taxonomy places the organism in Eukaryota, Fungi, Ascomycota, Lecanoromycetes, Lecanorales, Ramalinaceae. The coding region runs from base 1 to 2298 and encodes 765 amino acids. Gene Ontology annotation, biological process: nucleobase-containing compound metabolic process.